AUGCCUGGGGUGAUGGUGGGGGCAGUGGGAUAUCCUGGUUGCUGCGGUGGUCUCCAUGGCGGAAGCCUCGCCCCUCUCCAGCUCCUCCCCCUUCCUCCGCGCCACCGAGUUCUCCUUCGACGCCUCCGUUGUCCGGCGGACGCUGGAGGAGGACGAGCAGCCUUCGUCCCCGCUGACCCGCUACCAGCCCCUGACCAACAGGAGGCCGAUAACGUGGGCAGCCCACGGCACCGCCUGAGAUCCCCGCUGCACGCCUCCCUGCAGGCCUCGCCCCUCUCCAGCUCCUCCCCCUUCCUCCGCGCCACCGAGUUCUCCUUCGACGCCUCCGUUGUCCGGCGGACGCUGGAGGAGGACGAGCAGCCUUCGUCCCCGCUGACCCGCUACCAGCCCCUGACCAACGCGUCCUCCCAGGAGGCCUUGGGAUGCACCCCCACCAGCUCGCCCCCCAAGUCCUGCCACAGCUCGGACAGCUCGCCCAUCUACACCCGGAGGGACCGCCGGGCGGAGCGGCACAGCGAAGAUGACGCCAGCCCGCCAGAGCCUGCCAGCCCCACCAUCGGGCUGGACAAGAAGACCCGCAGGAAGUUCCUGGAUUUGGGGUGAGUCCCACGAACGUGGC
Molecule: messenger RNA, 619 nt
Organism: Pelodiscus sinensis (Chinese soft-shelled turtle)
Lineage: Eukaryota; Metazoa; Chordata; Testudines; Trionychidae
Source: RefSeq, a predicted model, not a curated record